Messenger RNA from Pyrenophora tritici-repentis Pt-1C-BFP, 1125 nucleotides. Its product is annotated as Integral membrane protein, interacts with FtsH. NCBI's taxonomy places the organism in Eukaryota, Fungi, Ascomycota, Dothideomycetes, Pleosporales, Pleosporaceae. The record is from RefSeq and is a predicted model, not a curated record.
ACGACGUCGUACGCCAACCUUUCACAUCGCCUCGCAAGGAGUUGACCUCAGCGACAAAGAAAACAAAAUGUCCGGACCGAAAUAUCAGAACGUGCCCCAGCGCGACUCGUUGGAUGAGGCUGCGCCCGCGCCUUCGUACUCGCAGGCGCCACCCAGCUAUCAGGCUGCCAACCCCGAAGAAGCUCUGUUGAGCGGCCUCCCUCGCGCGGAGAAUGACAACCUUCCAGAUGAUUUCAAGUUUGGUGGUGUGGUCGCAGAGGCUACACUGGACAUCCGGAUGGCGUUUGUGCGAAAGGUGUACGCGAUUUUAACCGUUCAACUACUUGCAACCGCCGCCGUCAGCUUCAUCUCUAUGACAUCGGAAUCAUACAAGCACUUUGUCCAGACGCACCAGUGGCCGCUCUGGGUGUCGCUGUUCGGCUCCUUCGCCUUCCUCGGACUUACCUUUUGGAAGCGAAAGUCGUACCCUACGAACCUCCUGUUCCUGGGCGGAUUCACCGCCAUGGAAGCAUACUCCAUCUCCGUCAUCGUAUCGUUUACCGAAUCCAAGAUUGUGCUGCAGGCCCUGUUCUUCACGCUGGGCAUAUUCGUAGCGCUGAGCCUAUUCGCCUGCCAGUCAAAGUACGACUUCACAAGCUGGGUGCCGUAUCUGUUUGGAACGCUCUGGGUGGUGGUACUCUUUGGCUUCAUGUCAUCGUUCUUCCCGUACAACAGCACGGUGGAACUUGGCUAUGGUGUCAUUUGCGCACUCAUCUUCUCGGCGUACAUUCUAGUUGACACGCAGAUGAUCAUGCGCCACUACCACGUCGAAGAGGAGAUUGCCGCGGCGAUUUCGCUCUACCUCGACAUCAUCAACCUCUUCCUUGCUAUCCUGCGCAUCUUGAACUCGCAGAACCAGAACUAGGGUGGGUCGGAUACGGGCUUGGAGGUGUAGGGAUGACUUGGGAUCAGAUUGUUUAGGCGUUAGGGCCAAGAAUUCGUCAUGCGUUAAAGCUUGGGGGGUAUUCAAGCGCAAGCUAGUUCGGGACUAGUUUUUCUGUUUGAGCCAUCUCGGGCAGUUUUCUUCACCUCUUGAUACACAAUAGCAGGAUUAAUAUAAGUUUAUCGCCAAGGGUACUUGUGCGU